CACAUCGUUCCGGGCGAAUGGAGCGCACCCACUAUCUCCACUGACCUGGAUAAGGACUGGAUCGGCUCUGGACUGCACUCACACCGCAGAUGGAGUCGGGACCGGUGGACCGUGGCUGCCCGUCAGCGCCGCAUCCGGAGCCGCCGAGCGGGAGGCAGAGCACCGGGCUGCUGGGGAAACUCCUGUGAUCAGACCCUCCUCUGCUGCACCGGGAGAGUUGGACAAAAGAAACACCAACUUGAAUAUUAAAAAAAAAGAAAAGAAAAACCCUAAGCCUGUUACAUGGAGCCGGGUGGCGCUGGGUAAGGGGGGGGGGGCAGCAAGGGCCUCCGGGAGAGACCAGAGCUUCAACUCAAGUGUAACUCCACUAAAGCUAAUGGAUUUGAAGAGAGUGCUGUCCUUCCCUCCAUACCCCGGGGAUUACCUGCAUCCAGUGGUGUAUGCCUGCACAGCAGUCAUGCUGCUCUGUCUGCUCGUCUCCGUCAUGACCUACAUCGUCCACCACAGUGCGGUCCGCAUCAGCAGGAAUGGCUGGCACACACUCCUCAACUUCCUCUUUCACACGGGGCUGACAUUUGGAGUUUUCGCCGGGGGCAUCAAUCAGAUCAACUUACCUUUCGUGUGCCAAAUUGUUGGCAUUGUGCUCCACUAUGCGUCUUUGUCUACCAUGCUGUGGCUGACAUUUACUGCUAGAAACAUCUGUAACGAUGUGUCCAAAGACCCACUUCGGCCCCAGAAGAGGAAUGGGCCAGCCCAGACUCGCACCAAACCAACCGUCCUCAGAUUUUAUCUUGUAAGUGAUGGAGUCCCUCUCGUGAUUGUUGGAGUUACGGCAGCAUUUGGUAUGGAUAACUAUGGCAGCAGGGACAACGCUUUGUAUUGCUGGAUGGCAUGGGAACCAAGCCUGGGAGGUUUCUAUGCCCCCAUGGGUCUUCUGGUCUUAGUCAUGUCUGUGUACUUCCUGUGUACUUACAUCCAACUUAAACGCCACCCAGAGAAGAAAUAUGAGCUGCGAGUUCUGAGUGAGGAGCAGCAGCAGUUAUCAUUUAAUGAGCCAAACCAUCACUGCCACACCGACACCGGGGGAGUUUCUGGGCCCAGCGGAGACUGUCCGCCAUUUGCAGCAGGUGUGUCGGUGCUGGCCAAUGAGCACUCAUUUAAAUCACAGCUCCGAGCCACAGCCUUCACCCUCUUUCUGUACCUGUCUACCUGGGCUUUAGGAGCAUUGGCGGUAUCAAUGGGGCAUUUCCUGGAUAUGAUAUUCACCUGCUUGUAUGGGGCUUUUUGUGUCACUUUGGGACUCUUCCUUCUCAUCCAGCACUGUGCCAAAGUGAUGAGUUGGCCCCGGGGGUGGGGCCUGUUGCCCGCCCAAAGUCCAAGUAGGGAGUGAAUGGGUGACAAGCCAAAGGCAGGGCCCACCCCCACUGCCCCAACCCCCCUGCUCAGGCAAGCCCCUCUGCCUCCCCCACCCGUUCGAGUUCCCCCCAAAAUAACCACUUCCCCAGAGCCUGCCCCUCACAGGUCCGUGCGGGUGGCCGUGAUGAAUCCCCCCACCCCAUCUCACCUCUCGCUAAACCGUGUCCUCACCUCGUCCCAGUCGUUUUUUGCGGCUCCCCGUCCCACUCGCCUCUCAACUCCCUUUAAUACAAAACAAAGCCCCCCUUUUAACCCCCCCCAGGGGCCCAUGCCUCCAGACUACCGUUCCCAUAACGCCCGCAGUAGGGAGGGAUGUGCCCACCCCCCACCAAACACCUCAUCAGGC
Etheostoma spectabile (orangethroat darter) is the source of this 1762-nucleotide messenger RNA. RefSeq names its product adhesion G protein-coupled receptor A1a (gene adgra1a). The coding region runs from base 377 to 1390 and encodes 337 amino acids. Lineage: Eukaryota; Metazoa; Chordata; Actinopteri; Perciformes; Percidae. Gene Ontology annotation, biological process: G protein-coupled receptor signaling pathway; cell surface receptor signaling pathway. The record is from RefSeq and is a predicted model, not a curated record. Gene Ontology annotation, molecular function: G protein-coupled receptor activity. The transcript is spliced from 7 exons. Gene Ontology annotation, cellular component: plasma membrane; glutamatergic synapse; postsynaptic density.